AUCUAGUUUCGUAGUUAUUUUCAUGAUAUUUAAUUUUGUGAAGUUUUCUGAAUGUGGCGGUAUUUUUUUACAUUAACCACUGCAGUUCUUCUAACAUAGACUUGAUCUUAGCAUAUUUGUUUUUAUUCAAAAUGAUCCUCGUAGCUGUAUUUUGUAGAAUUUGAAAUUUUGAAAAUAUGUAUCCAUUCGCAGUAAACAAAAUAGUUGAAAAAUAUAAAAAUGGGGAAGAAUUAUGGUAUUAUACACCAUUAUCUGCAACUUCAGUCUCAUUAAUUCAUUUCCCAUAACUGUCGAUCCUGUGUUUGUAUCAUACCCGUACCUUCAAAACCCUGCACCUCUUAUGUUUAGUUCUUUCGAUUAUGUUUACAUGUUUUUUUAUACCUUCCCCUCACCAACCAACCAGGCCGACGCCCCUAAAGAUUCUCCAUUUGUAACCGCGCGAGCCGUCACCACUCGUACGGCGAUGACGCAUGAGGAUCUGGAAACUAACGCAAAGACGCAACAACUGGAAGAGAAGACGGUCGCGCGUUCGACCACGAAGAGCGCCACCAGGCAAGAACAACGAACCGUCACGCAGGAAGUCAAGACUACUAGCACUGUGGUUAGCGGAGAUCAGCUGGGCAGACGAGACAGCCUUAGUUCGACUAGCUCAGGUGAUUCAGGCACCCCCAUCGAUCCUCCUGACGAUCCGAAUCAUCCAUACUACAAUAGCCCCAUUUACAAGGAUGACAUACCAGGAGAGGGUAUUGUACAGACCGAAUCCGUGAUAUACCGCGGAGAUCCCACAGUCGUUCACUCUACCACAAAUGUUCCAGUGGUAGCUACUGAAUCCAGAAAAGUCAACCUCACCUCCGAUGAUGGAUCUUACAGUGCUACCGGCGAGAUAGUGAGCUCGCAGACCAUCAGUUCCAAAACUAGAACUGUUGAAACAAUCACGUACAAAACUGAAAGGGAUGGGGUGGUUGAAACAAGAGUAGAACAGAAAAUUACCAUCCAAUCAGAUGGUGACCCGAUUGACCAUGACAGAGCUUUAGCUGAAGCCAUUCAAGAAGCUACUGCUAUGAAUCCAGAUAUGACUGUGGAGAAGAUCGAAAUUCAGCAACAAACUUCUCAGCCUCAAUAAUAAAUAGACAAUGGAAUAUAUUCAGCAAGAAAUGUGAGGCAGCUUUGCUUGACGUUGGUAUUAUCUACAAUUUUUCGAAUUCAAGCUUCAUGAGAAUAUGUAUUUAUUUUUGUUUUUUUUUAUAUUCCAAAUUAUACACAAUGCUUCAAAGCGCUGCUAUUAAUUUUUUGUAUAUAAUUUAUCAUCACUUGCGUAUAUAUAUUGUAUGUUUGGUAAAUGGUCGCAUUUUUUUUAAUAUAUGUUUAUUUGUUUUUGUGUAUGACACAAAUUCACUUUUAAGAAUGCUAAUAUGUUAUAUAUUGUAAGUGUGUAGAUAUAAGAAUUUUUGUGACCAAUCCAGAAAGGAAACAAAACGCAUCAUAAGGUGCUGUAAAGUUACGAAUCUCAACUAGAAAAAAUCAGAUGUGUUCAGAGAGAAAUAUAGAUUUAACACAUUCCAGAUAUGUUAUUUUCUGUGAAUUAUACAUUUCAAGUUGCUUCAGCGAAAUAAGAUACUUCUUAAAAAAAUAUUGUCCUUUGCAGCAUUUGCCCUUCCCUUCCUAACGGAGUACAUAUAAUCAUGCGGUAGUGACAUUCUACAGUCUAGGACUUAUCUUGAAAAAUCAUCGUAAUGAGUGAAUUAACGUAAAUCAGCCUAGCAGUGCAGCGCUUUUAUGCUGAAUAGCAGGGCUGUAUUCGUAAAUUGGUGCAAAUUGUACUUUGUACUACUCUGUAACAAUUUUAGCAAUCGUAAUUGUUUGACGUACCUGUUACAUGCAUUCGGGAAUCGUAAUCCUUCUGGAACGUCAAAAGUGUGCUUUUCUUCCUGAGCUCAAAACCUGCUGUCACUUGUAAUUCUCAUGGUUCGUUGUUUGUUUAUUUUAUUUGGCUAUCAAAUACUGUUCAAAAUUGUCAGAAUAUAUAUCUUUCAUGAUAAAUGCGACCUCGUAUCGUUAGGGUCUCUUAUAAUAACUACAAUGGUCGCAGAGAACGUGGUUAAAAAUUAAUCGGCUGUCAUCAAGUGUCAUUACAUGUCUCUGUAAUAAUUUAGACGUUCUAAAACAAAAGUUUCACAAUAUUUCAGAGUAAAAUGUCAUCUGUCAAUCUAGAUUCCAUUACUGUGUACGGUAUUGCAUUGCCAAGUGAUUUACAAACGCACGCCACUAGAUGUAGAAUAACUUUGACAGUUCGCAGCACGUGAUCAACAUACGAUCCAAGUGAAAACUGACAAAACUAUCCCGAAGUUACUGCUAUUCAGCCUAAAAGCGCUGGUCCGCUUCAAGGUAGACGAACGCACUCAAUGUAAAGGCGUCUACUCGGUGGAAGUAGUUUUCUGCUCAUCGGCAACGACAUCUAACAUACUGGAAACCUCGGAAACAGGUUAAAAGUGCUUAUUGCACAUCACAGGUUGUUUCCAUAGUUGCUUUGGCAAAUGACCGGCACUGAUUGCCGGUGAGCAGAAACCCACUUCCAGUGUGUCGGCCUAAUAGCACAAUUUCAACGUAUGCCGUGUAAUGUGAUUAUAAACUACACUAAUAAUGCUAGCUGUGAAUAUUAGGCAAAGGGAGUAAAAUAUCUUACGGCAUUUGAAUUGGAUAAACGAGUAACAAAAGCAGCCUGAACUACCGAACAAAAAUAUACUAUUGGAACUGGCUUCUCGUACAGUUACAUACAUCCAAAAUGACUUCAUUUUACUGUGCAUUAUUCUGAAAAUCAGUGUUCUCAACUACAUCUUUUUUGUGCAUUUUUAGUCGUUUAUCCCACUCAUGUAUGAUACAUUUUUUAUGACAAUAAGUGCUGCUUAUUUAGAUGAGUAAUUAAUUCAUACUUGUUUGAAAACAGAAAAUUAAAAUAUAACCUAUAUGCUCUGUUAUAUCUAAAAAUCUAUUUAUAUGUAGAAUUAUUCGAGGCAAUAUGACAUAUAUAAUAUUGAGCUUAACAAUGUUACAAAAUUAUAAGGCUUAGAAUGGUCCUUUCUGCGAGACUUCUAAAAGCACUCUGACUGAUUUAAAUUAUGAUUUUGUGAAUUUCCCAUGACAUGAAAGUAGAGUCUGUAGUUUUAUGUAUGUGUUUGUCUUUUGGUAUACUUCCAUUCAACCGGAAAGUCACGAAAUGUUCAGCCUUGCAUUUUUCUAAACCGUUUUAGUGGUAGCUUCUGUACUAAUAAUGCAAUAGUUUUAGUUUUUAUAUACUGUUUAUGUACUACUCAGAUUUAUGGUAUUUCAAAAACUGACGUAACUUCAUAUUUUUUUCAUUUCAAAUAUUGAUAGAAUAUGGAUUUUAUGUUAGUUUAGCUAUAAUUUUUAUGCAAUGUAAUAGUUGUUUAUACAUAUUU
Messenger RNA from Acanthoscelides obtectus, 3437 nucleotides. Lineage: Eukaryota; Metazoa; Arthropoda; Insecta; Coleoptera; Chrysomelidae. The record is from the annotation of a GenBank genome assembly.